Messenger RNA from Effrenium voratum, 289 nucleotides. The record is from the annotation of a GenBank genome assembly. Lineage: Eukaryota; Dinophyceae; Suessiales; Symbiodiniaceae.
GCGGAGUCCGUGCGCCGCUCGUGUGGGCACUUUGGCCUGCGCGGUGUUUGCCAGGCCAGUUUGCAAGGAGCGCUGUAAGGCGCUGUGCAGUGUGAGGCGCUCCGCACGCCAAGCGGGCAGCCAGUGGCGGGAGGUGAAUCGUGGCCGCAUAGGCCAGGAGGUGGAGGGAUGGCCCUGCUCCAGCGCAGCGAAGCGACAAAGCGGGCAUCCCAAGGUGCGCAGCACUCGGUUCUCGGUCCUUGGUCCAAGAUUCUGCGUUAUUCUUUCAAACGCCCGCAGCCCCAACUAA